AUAAUUUAUUUGUUAGUUACUGAAAAUAUUUUCGUUAAUACAAAGUAGUUGGUUGACUGAUAAGAAAGCAUAUAUUAUAAUAAGUGCGGUAUUCUUUCAUAAUAGUUUAAAAUAAUAAUAUAAUGUUAAAACUAAUUUAAACAAACGAAAAUCAUUAUUCAUUUAUAACAUUGGUUUCUAGAGUAAAGUAGGUACUGAAGAAAAAUUAUUUAACGUUGUUAAUAAAUUAAUUGCUAGAUUUUAUCAUUUAAUGUCCAAUAAAUUUAGCUCAGGACACAGGAUAAUAUACAUAAUGCAAUUUCGCUGACGAUCCUAUAAAGUUACGAGGAGAGGACAAAAAUAAUUUUUUAUGGUGGUAGGUACCGAUUCUGAAAGGUAAUACUUAAAUUGAGUACAAAAAUAAAUAUAGGUCUAUAAGCAAUUGCCCAUUAAAAAGUAAAUAAAAUAAAAUCAGCCAAGUUUCCCACCCCUCCCCUCACCAAAAAUCCACCCACUCGGCACGCCUCUACAUUUGUGGCAAUAUAGGAACGCCUCGCUAGUUUUAAAACACUACAUUUUUAGUAGGGAUCACGUCUACACUAUUUCACGAUUAAAGAUUAAUUUAUUUUAAUGUAUACUGUUAAGUGUUUUUGGAGAUUGUGAUCUUCAAUAUAUUUGCAUACUAUCACACAUCUGACGCCACCAUACAUAUUUAGGAUUUUCAAACUUUUCUAACAUACUGCACAUAUAUAAUACGCUGAGCACGGUUUAUAUAGGAUAUAUUGCGCAUGUCCAACUUUGUAUUUAAAAAUUACUAAAUUCAAUAAUAGAUUUUAAAUGAUGAUAUUAUUUAUAGGUACUUUCAAAAUGUCCAAGUUAGUAAAUUUAUAGGCAAGUACCCAUAGCAUUAAUAAAUUGUAAAUCAUCUUCCAUUGUAUUUUAAACUAAAAUAAUUAAAAAUUAUUACAAUAUUAGAGAAGUUUAAUUUUUAGAUUAAAGCCCUCGUUCUUAUAUUCAGCUUUCUUAAAUACAUUUCAUCAACUCUCUGCUAUUUAUCAGAUGGAUGACCGACCAUUUGUCAAUUAAAAAAUAUGUAUAAAUUAAACUAGGUCAUAUUAAAAUUGAAGUGCAUAUUUUGUAAUACCUUUAAAAUUACUGUCAAGUAUGAUACUAUACUAUACAAUGGUACACAUACAUAGUUUCGUAAUCCUCUCAGGUCGUCUAAGAGUAACUUGUCGGUUUUCGACAGCUGUCUUUUUCUUUCAUACCAUCCCUGUUAUUUUGACGUCGAAGAAGUUUUUUUAUUAUAAGGCUGCAAAAUAUGCGUAGGUAGACCAUAAUUUGAAAACAGCUGUUACAGAUGCACUUGAGUUGUAAUAUUAUGUAUAUCUACUUAAGUUUCAUAGAAAAUAAAAAUAAAUAUACUUGAACUGUAGCGUUUCGGAAAACAUAAACCAUAGAUGUUCGGCAAAUUAAAAAUUUAAAUUCAUAUUGACAUCAAGUUAAUUAAAUUUUGAUUGUUUUUUCAAAGGGUAUUUUUUUUUACCAGAUAAUUUAUUCCACCACGGAUAUUUUUAUUAAAUUUUAAUCAACCGACCACGAGUGACAUAAAUUGUUAUUAAAUUAUUGAUAUUGUUUAUAGAGUUCUUUACAUGCACAAUUUAUUGUACUCGUUGUCAUUAUAUUUUAGUAUUUUAUAAUUUUACUUAAUUUACUGAAUUUUAAAAAAACUUCCUACGUAUUCAUCAACACAUAACUAAUGGUAUUAAACACAAAUUAUUUUAAUAUAAUUAUCUAUGACGUCAUUAUACCAAAUUGCAUCUCACGAAAAUAAAUAUACAACGAUGUACAAGCUUUCUACAUGAUUUGUCCAACCACAGAAAAUGUUUGUUCCAAUAUCCUGUUUAUCUGGACUUUAUUAAUUCACUUUUAAUAUAAUGUUUGAUAUUUGUAAAACAAAGUUCCUAACGAAAAUAUUCUGCUUUACGAAAUUCGUAAGAUUUCAUAAUCGAACCUUGUCUCACGUUUCCCGCGGGGACACUUAUCUGACUAGGUGGUCACGUUAUUGUAUAGGUAAUGCACAAAUAUGCGUUUCAAAUACAUAUUUUUCAAAAAUCUAUCGGUAAAAUUCGAGUCUGUUAGAUUAAAGUUUAAAAAAAAUACCACUCUGUACAGGAUACCGGCACGAAUUCGACAACGGACUUCGUGUGGCCGUUGUCAACUCACCAUUGCGGCGCAGGAGACUUCGACACUAAAGGACGUUCUCAGACUGCUGACGGUGAUGCGUGGUACCCGCGGGUGGUGUCAUCCUACGGGAUCACCGAGAGGAUCAACUGGUCACGACAUCUGAAAGUGGACGCUGACCACCGAUCACGACAGACGCCGGCCACCGCCGUCUGGUGGACGCGACCGGUGCAGUCGGCGGGACACGACUAUUACGGGAGCGAGGACGUGGACGCGGCGUUUCUGCGGCGGAAACCUGUUUCGUUCGUGAUAUUCGGCAAGCCCGGUCUGGCUGACGACAGGCUGGCCACUAUGCUGUCCACGUACUGGGGAUGCAUCCACGUGUCCGCGGCCACCGGGCUGCUGGCCGCCAGCCACCGGCCGGACGACCUGACCGGUUUGGCGUUGCGACGUGGCGAAGCGGUAAAUGCCGCGGGUACCGCCUCACUACUCAUUGGCCUUUUGGGUAUCGGAGGUACUGAAGUACAGGAACGGGGUUACGUGCUUACCGGAUUGCCCAGGUAUAUCUGCAAUCAUUUAUCUAAAAGCACCCAAGUCCUUUAACAUCUAAUAGGUAUCUGAUCCAUUUAAAAAAAAUGAUGGUCAAACGAUCACAAAGUUAGCAAUAAAUACCACGGUGACCUAAAUUCACGACCUUUAGGCUACGUUUGAUCAAGUCAUUUUCGAAGUGUAGAAGUAUAUUGCAAAACAUUGCUUCCCUAAAAUAUUUUAGAGUACUAUUAUAUUAUAUAAUAGUAUUACUAUAUUAUGUUGGUAGGUACUAACUUGAUGAUUUUUUUUUGUUUUUGUCUUACAACAGACACGAUCCGGAACUGAGUGCGUGUGAGCAAAUGGGUGCGGUUUUCACUACGAAUCCACCUGACGUAUUAAUUUAUAUGAGUUGUCGGAACCAGGAUUUAAGCCAGAUACACAAUGGACUGACUUUAGAAUCCUUGGAACAAGAUCAUCUCACGCAAACGCUACACCUGAAUGACGUGGAGUACAACCAGAGACGAGUACAUUGGUACAAUAAGUCAUUUAUAAACAAGAAGAUGAUUGGACUGGAUGUGAAGGAUUACGAAAAUUAUUCGCUGGAGAUAAUCGACGAAAUAGUCAAGCAGUUCGAUCCAGCACGCGUGAUAACCUUGGAUGGCAGAAAACCCGUGGAAGAAUUGAUGGAAACGAUUAAAGCGAAAUUAAUGACGAUGUCACUGCAAUACACAGUAUUACCGAAAAUCGUGAAGUUCCAGGAUAAAUUAGUUUCGUCCGAAGACUACGUGUAUGACGGUUUCGAGUUAUUCGAAUCGGAAUCGACCGAAGCGGAAGCUGUGGCCAGCAGUGAUGAGGAGCGAGCAAGCGAUACGAUGACCCAAUUACGCGACGAACAUUUACAACGUAUCAAUGAUCGUAACGAGCAAAUACGUGUAACGUCUGAAUUCGGUCGUCUGUGCCCCGUGAACUAUUUCAACGGUCGAUUCAUAAUGGGUAGUGACCGUCAUUGUAUGAAGUUUAUGGGAAAAUCAUACUACUUUGCCGGACCCGACGAAAUGCAAUCGUUCGGUAAAUUCCCAAAACAAUUUUUGCAAAUCCCAGAAUGCCGAAUACCGAUUAGAGCCAUGUUCUACGGUCCACAGACAUUGACGAAUCCGGCUGCAAAGGCUGUACGUAAGUUCUUUGGUUAUAACCUGAUAGACGUUGGACACUUAACACAGAUACACGAAAAAGACACAAGACACGCGUAUUCGACUGCGAUCGUCGGUUCUAUACUUAAAACCGCACGAGAGAUCAUAAGACCGAAAGAAAUUCGACCUAAUGACAUCAACACUAUGCGAAUCGCAAUUGCUGAUUGGACACGUUUACGGUUUGAUUUUACCGUUCAAUCUGAUUUAAAAGGCAUGGAAGACGAAGGAAGUGAACAUGAAAUGUAUGAAGAUUUUUCACAUCUAAAAAAACAAGACGUGAACGAAUUUUUCAAAAAGAGGCAAUUAAUGCGACUAAAAAACUACUUUGAAUCGUAUGACAUAGAUUUUUUAGAUGAUUUAUAUGAAUGCAUUCGUGUUUACGAUGCACCAGAAAGCCUGACAAAAUAUUUCCAAAAUAUGUCAAAAAAAAAUAGAAAGAUUUUUAGGUCCAGCUUCAUUAACACAAAAAAAAAUAUUCAACCUGAUUUAAUAAAUGUUGUUGUUGAUACUGUACGAAUAAAAAACCAGCAAAACAUAAAUUGGAUUAUAGUUAACGCACCAUUAGAUUUUGUAUUGGUGAAAAAAUUAAUCGACGAAGGCCUUAAUCCAAUCCAAAUGGUAUUUUUUCAUGACUCUGAUCCAAUGCACAACGUAUUACUAUUGAAUGACGAGAUAUCCAAUAACUAUCGAAAUAACUAUGAGAAGAUUUUAGAAAAUGUGCAAAAUGGUAAGAGAUAUGGAACAGCAAUUGAAAGAAUAAAAUAUCCAGAAUUUGUCAAAAAAACUGAAAACCCGUUAGAUAUUCCUAUAACAGAAGAAGAGUUUUUUGAAGACGAAAUUGAAACUGCCGAAUAUGAGGAAAACGUGGUGUUUAACGUUAAUUACAUAAGUCACGAUCAUUUAAUGGAAAUAAUCGUUCCAGAAAUAUCUGAGCGAUUAAAUCAAUAUACAGAAAAUCUUCUCGUAGAAUGGCAAACUCUAAAACACCACAUUUCUAAAGAAACAGACCAGACCAUGAAUUUUAAUAUUAUAGUAUGUAAACCCAACUCUACGACAAAUUUGCUGAGAUUAUUAAUCGAAGACACUUUAUACUAUAUAAAGAAGUUUCGGACGGACAAUGUAUACGACGUAUCCACAUCAGAUAUCGAGGACGCUGUACCCACUAGAGGAAAGUAUGAUGGCGAUACUUCCAUUUAUUGCCCCGUUAGGUUUGCAAAAGGUAAACUCUCUAUUGGAUCUAAAAAUCACAUGGCAGUUUAUCAUAAUAGGUAUUAUUACAUGAGCUCAUCCAACGAUCUCAAUGAUUUUAUUUCCAAUCCUAAUAAAUAUACAUUGUUUACUAGUAUCCCAAAAAUGUAUCCUAAACCCAAGGUAUCUUUACUUUUUUCAUUUGGUCUCAGGUCAGUAGAUUUUAUCAACGAAAUAUUAGAUACAUUUAAUUUGAACCUUGUAGACUCGUAUAAAGUUUUUAUACAAAAUGUUUUACCAAAAAAUAUGCCAAUGGUGGGUAAAAUGUAUGAGGAACCGACGCUUAGGGAAAUUUUGGAUAAAUAUUUUAUUCCUGAAAAUCAAAAGGAUAAUAUUAACAGUCUGAGAAAGUAUAUGGAUAGAGAAAGUGUUUACUUAAAAGACGAGGACUGGUUCAAAAUGAAUUCGAUAUUUUUUCAAGCUAAUGAAGGAAUAUGCUAUACAAAUUACCCUAAAAAUUUGACGGAAUUGAAGUAUUUAAAAGAAAAUAAAAUAAAUCCUGAUAUUAUUAUUGAAGUAAAUCCUGAAACAAACGUUGCAAAAGAACACGCCACCGCAUCAGUCAUUCAAAAUUGGUUAACUUACCAAUAUAAAUUGAUCGACAAGAUCAUUGCGCGGGAUAAUGAGACAAGGCGAGAUUCUGUUAAUAACAGAUCGAUAUUCUUUCAACAAAAACUAUCGGAAUUAGUCAAACAAAAAGAAAUCGACAGACUUAAAAUUCGUUUAGAGCGUAUAAUCAAAAUGAUUGCCGUGGAAACAACGAUAGAUGGACCGAACGAGGUGAAAUACAUAUGUGACAAGCAGAAUCAACAAUUGGAUAAGUCUUUCCGCAAGUCUGUAUUGACCCCAACAACGAAUUUAUUGACCAGAUACUCUGAACUCACAUUGAAACAGAAAAAAAUCAUCAUUGACCGCGGAUUGGACGUCAACGAUUUCAUCGAUUUGGACGAUUUUGUGACAUUGGACGAAAUCGACGAGAUGGUCAACAACAAAUUCCCCGACGACAAAUACAUAAUAUCCCAAUGUUUUUUGGAUGGCUUUGCAUUCCCGUCGAACGACAUGAUCGAUCAAUACCUGGACGUGGAGAAGAGUGCACUGGCGGAUAUGCGAGAAUUUGCCAAAAAGUCCAACAUCCCGUGGAUAACAGUGCCGGGUCCGGACUCCCAGUCGGCCGCGAUGAGCAAAAUCACCGAGAUUUUGGGGACGAACACCGACACACCUUUCGAGUCGACGUACGAAGUGAAUCUGGAGACCGCUGAGGACAUGUUGCGUGCCGGCGAAGUGCACCUGAGCCAGUUUGGCCGGUGGUGCCCGGUGCAGGCGGUCCGGGAGGGUUCAGCCGACCCAAGCAUCAGACAGUUCUGUCCAGACUUAGCGGACGGCCACGUCCACCCAGUUGUUCACCGCAAGUAUGUGUAUUACGUGGCCGGUGGCCCAGAGAACAGGGACGAUUUCUCACGGCAGCCUCUGAAAUACGUGCUUAGACAGUCCGAGAUUCCACCGUCGCCAUCGAGUUUCCCACUUAAGAUUGCGGUGGUCGGGCCACCCGGAAGCGGGAAAUCGCGUUGCGCUCAAGAACUGUGCUUCCGGUUCGGGCUGCAGCUGAUCCGAAUCGAGGACGCCAUCACCACGUACCUGACGGAGUACCAGUGGACGGACGUUGCGAAAACGGCCAUAGGUACGCUGCGACGGGGUGACGCGUUGUCCGAAGAAGCGUUGGCUGAAGUUGUGACCACGGCCACGUUUGGCAACCAAGCCACCACGUGGGGUUAUGUGAUCGACGGGUACCCAGUGACCGAGAAGCAGUUCAAGCUGUUGGACGGUGCCGGCGUCAUGCUGCACGUAGUUUUCGUUCUGCAAGAGGAUGGUCGACUUGAAGAAAGUCUCGACGACGACACGGCGUUAUUGCGGCUCAGACGCGGUGCUUGGAGAAGGGUUUUUCCUGGUCUACCAUGGAUAUCGGCCCGGUACGGGAAUGCUACCAGUUUCGCAGCCACUGAUACUGAUGGGAUGGCCGCGGCUGCGUCGGCGUGUGUCCGGUCGAUGCUCGCGUACCGAACGGACGUUUGUUGCAACCGCCCGAGCCGGCUUUACGGCGUGCCGGUAACGGAUCGCGAGUACGAGUGCAGCCUGAGCAUGUACCUGGAUCUAUGCCCGGUGUGCAAGGUAGAUUGCGACCGCUUGACCCGGUCACCAAACACAGCUACCAUGAGACGUUUCUCGCUACAGUAUCUGGCAUACAUCUACUGGACGUGUGGCCCGGAACACGAGGCCGCGUUCAUUGGUGACCCGGAUCGGUACGCCAACGCGGCACCCGUCACGCCCUUCCCGCAUCCGGUGGCCACCACCGACGGCCUGCUAUCUCUUAACCCGUACUUCCGGAACAAUCUAACGUCUGAGUAUUGCGUGGUGUGUGCGCUGUCGUGCCUGUGGUACCCUGAGUAUAAGCGCGGCCACCCCGAUCUGAUGGUCACCUACGGUAACCGCGCAUACACGUUCUGUUCGUUCCAAUGCAAGCAGGCGUUUUUGCGGCAGCCGACCUUGUACGCCGCGUACACGAUGCGCGUCAGUGGUCCCGAAAGGUCACUGUCGUCGUCUCCGCGCCCCCUGGACCAAGACUUCAUCGAUGGCCUACCCGUACCUGGCUACCUGGAACAGACCGUGGCCUCUCACGUGAGUUCGGCGCUGGUCGAGCUGUCAGCCAUCAAGCCUGUGUACCCGGGCCUGACGCCCAAGGUCUCUGCCAUGGUGUAUUUAGGUCUACACAUUGGUAUGAACGGAAGCUGCGACAAAGACGUGGCCGAGUACUACCGCAACGCUUUCAAACGGUUCGUUGAUACUUGUCAAAGUUUCAAAAUUGAGGCAUUCAAAUUAAAAGCAUUGAUGUGAAUAAAAUUGUAAUUAUCUUAUUCCCACGAUCUGGAUACAUAAAAUGUGUGUUUUAAAAUAAUACUAAUAUUGUAAUAAAGAUAUAAAUCAAAAUUAUAAAUUGUACAAAAGAUAUUAACAAGGGAUGAUUCAUUACGAAGAUUAUUAUAAUUCAAUAAUAAUCCCAACUAAAUUAUGUGCACUUUUUUGAACUUAUAUCGAUAAAAUAACUAAAAUAACAACAUAUACCAGCGGGUCUUAAUCUUUUAACCAUGUGGACCCUGAAGAAUGACUUUUUAAAACCACGACCCCCUCCAGGCCUCCCUUUAAAAUUUCCUUUGGAAUAAACUUUUGUACUCUGAGCGGAGCCAUGAAUUUAUCGAUUUUAUAAUAAUAUGUGUCUGUGUUUUUUUCCGUCUAUCAUCUCCUUUUAGGGAACUAAAAAUGUUACGAUUUUCUAAUUUAGAAUCUUUUCUGAUAAGAAAGUGAAUCGAGUUGGUACUUUGAGAAAUUAAAGGUAAAAAUUUCCAGUAAAAAAAUUAAGAAAAAUGGGAACUUUAACGCAAAACUAAUUCCAAUUUCCAUUAGAUUAACCUUUUUUAGAUUUUAAGUGGAGUGGUUCCUUAUAAAUAUUUUUACAAUAAAUCUCAUAUUAAUUAAGAUAAGAUAUACAAAAUUAGAAAACUAGUUGAGAUAACUCCUAGUUUAAAGUAAAAAUAUACCUUCAAAAUUUAUUCUCAACAAUUAUUGGAUUAUUGCACGCAUAUGUAUAUGUAAGGCACCGCUGUCCCUCGGCAUGAGUGCCGCAAACUCCCAAGUGGCCAUAGUCCACUGUUUAAAAACCACCAUUGUAAAGGUAUCAAAUAAAAAGAAAUUACGAAAAAACAACAAAAGUACUUGAUAUUUAAACAAUAUUAUAUUCAACUAUUUAUAAUGUUUAUAAUUAGUUCAUAAAUUGAUUUAGAGUUUUUUUUUUAACAAUAAUACUAUAACAUGGGUAUUAUUUAUGUAAAAGAAAGAAUAGUGAUGGAAGUUAUUUAUCGUAGGCAGUUUUAAAUCAUCGACUUAAUAUUCAUAACACAUCGAAUCAUAAACGCAAGCCCUUAUAAAAUCAAUGAGGCGCUGUAAGUUAUAAGGCCACUUUUUUAGUUUGAAGCACGUAAUAUUUUUCUUUAGAUCUUUGAGUACGAAUUUUAAUACGACAUGGCACGGGCCAGUUUGCGAUUCGAUUUCAAUGGAAUCUAAGUACGUGAUGAAUGUAUUAAUGUUAUUAUUUGAUAGAAUUAAAUUCUUCUCGUAUUAUAGUUGAACGUUUUAAAUGUUUUAUAGAAAUAAUAUCGAAAAAAUAUUAUUACAAUAAUAAUAAUUUAUCUCGUCUUUAAAAAAAAAAAUGAAUUAAGGGGAUGUGAAAAAAUGUUAAGGACUGCAAUUGAUGAGUACUUAUAUGUAAAGGCUUGAACGGGCUUAAUCGGCAACGCUGUUUUUACAACACGCUGCCAAACCAGAUUCCUACCGGAAAUAAAAAAACUAACAAUAGCCGCACUUUGCACUCGGGAACAAAUGACAGCAAUUAUUAUACAGAGCUUGCAGUUUUAUCUCGUUAGACGGUGCAUUUUAAACGUCACGAGACAGACGGUCUAGGGCCGUCGAGAAUAGACCGUUUUCGUGGUGAAAUACAAUUAAAUUAUAUAAUAAUAAUAAUAUGUCGACUAUAAUAAUAAUAACAAACACGCUAAGCGACAGAUACGAUACAAAAUAAUAUAUCGAUUGUACGACUGCGUUCUAUCGCACGUCACGUCGAAUUGAACUGUACCUCCAUCAUGAUAUUGAUAUUAAUAUAAAACUAUACAGCACAACAUUAUACAUUAUAUUAUUAACAUCGUUAUUUCAAUAUUAUUAUUAUUAUUAUUAUUAUCAGGCAUAAAAUUAGGUCGG
Acyrthosiphon pisum (pea aphid) is the source of this 9935-nucleotide messenger RNA. Its product is annotated as adenylate kinase 9-like. Gene Ontology annotation, biological process: nucleobase-containing compound metabolic process. Lineage: Eukaryota; Metazoa; Arthropoda; Insecta; Hemiptera; Aphididae. The record is from RefSeq and is a predicted model, not a curated record. Gene Ontology annotation, molecular function: nucleobase-containing compound kinase activity; ATP binding; oxidoreductase activity. The coding region runs from base 3054 to 8021 and encodes 1655 amino acids. The transcript has 3 exons.